Molecule: messenger RNA, 1571 nt
Organism: Notolabrus celidotus (New Zealand spotty)
Lineage: Eukaryota; Metazoa; Chordata; Actinopteri; Labriformes; Labridae
Gene: etfb
Product: electron transfer flavoprotein subunit beta
Exons: 7
Coding region: 98-862 (254 amino acids)
Cellular component (GO): cytosol
Molecular function (GO): electron transfer activity
Source: RefSeq, a predicted model, not a curated record
AAAAUAAGUCCGGCCUCUCCUCCUUGGGUGAAGGUUCAUUGCGGUGACUCUUUCACGUUAGCUGUCUGCCACUGUGGAAUAAAACACUUCAGCUACGAUGUCUGGCCGUGUUCUGGUUGGAGUUAAACGUGUCAUUGACUAUGCCGUUAAGAUUCGCGUGAAGCCGGACAACAGCAGCGUGGUGACGGAUGGAGUUAAACACUCGAUGAACCCCUUCUGUGAGAUCGCAGUCGAGGAGGCGGUCAAGCUGAAGGAGAAGAAGCUUAUUAAGGAGGUUGUGGCUGUCAGCUGUGGGCCUCAGCAAGCUCAGGAGACCAUCCGCACUGCCCUCGCCAUGGGAGCAGACCGUGGCAUCCACGUGGAGGUGUCUGGGAAAGACUAUGAAACCUUGGGACCUCUGCAGGUUUCCAAGAUCAUGGCUGCUUUGGCCAAAAAGGAGGAUGCCCUGCUUGUCAUACUCGGCAAACAGGCCAUUGAUGAUGACUGCAACCAGACAGGUCAGAUGACAGCAGCCUUAUUGGACUGGCCUCAGGGAACCUUUGCAUCAGAAUUGGGAUUAGACGGAGACAAAAUCAAAGUGGUGAGAGAAAUUGACGGUGGCCUGGAAACUAUUAAGAUCAGCACACCUGCAGUGAUUACUGCAGACCUCCGACUCAACACCCCCAGAUAUGCCACCCUGCCUAACAUCAUGAAAGCCAAGAAGAAGAAGAUUGCUAAGGUACAGCCUGCAGAGUUAGGGGUGGAUCUCACAUCACGGUUGGAGGUGCUGAGAGUUGACGAGCCUCCACAGAGACUGGCGGGUGUGAAGGUGGAGACAGUGGAUGACCUGGUGGGCAAACUGAAAGAUUCAGGGAAGGUAUAGAGGCUUCAAGAGCAUACCCAGGGGAGCACAGACUGAGCAACAGGGACUCACUAAUGAAUAUCUUGACUGUUUUACAUAAGCACGCCCGGAGGACUAGCUUAUGUACCGGUCUAAUCCCUCUGUUUGAGACUGUGGAUCCUGAGGAUGCACAGGAGGUACGGACAGGAGACGGGGAGUACUGAGACACACUUUACUUCAGCAGACCUAAACAAACACAAAGAUUCAUCUUGUCUUUUAUGUGCAUUUUAAUCUAAAAGGGUGGUUCCCCUGAAUGAUGGGCCACAGAUCUAACUUUAGCAAUCUUUAUGCAAUAACUGAAACCCAGAAGCUUCCUAUCAUCCAUGCCUCUGUUUGUAUCGCAGUGCACAUUAAGGCCACCAGUACGGUGCAUUUCACUGACAGUCGCAGCUGUUUGAUCUUGUAUAUCUGUUGUCACACAUGUUAAGAGGUGCAGUUAUUGUAAAUGAUAUGUAAAUAUGGACCCAAACAUGAUGAGAUGAUUAUGUUCUUCAAGAUUAGUGUUCAAUCUACUGAGAAUUUGUAUAGUUUGUGUAACUGGGUUUCAGUUCUGCCUAGAGAGAGUUCUGCCUCAUGAUGAACAAGAGAAGGUGAUCAUAAAUCAAAAUGUAACCCUAAGCGCCUCAAUUCACUGUUGAUUGUACAGAACUUUACCAUGACAAUAAAGCAGCCAGUCUUUUUCAUAUCUAAA